AUGGAAGACGUCGACUUGGGCAAGGACCGGACUCAGCUCAUCGACUUUGUUUAUGCGGUUAGUACAUUUGAUUAUAAAGAAGUAGUAGCAGAAGAUGUUCGGGAAAAUACAGUUCUGCAAGUCAUCGAAAUGGUAUAAUAGUUUCAGGUGAAAGUCAAAAUCUGCUCAUUUUGAUCUUCUUUGUAGAUCUGUACAAGUUACAGUAAAUCAAUAAUCUCCAACACGUUCGAUGUUAGUCAUACUUCCACAACUUUGAAAGCAUCUGAUAGAGUUCUAUGAAAUCCACAAACCUUCAUUUUCUCUAUUAAAUUUCACUCUUUAACCUAUGUUCCCAGUAAGAAAGUAUUGAUCUGACGUCUCUUCCGCUUCUCUCCCGCUGUCAUAGAAUCAAAGAGACCAGAAACUGAGCGGGUGUCCAUGGUUCAAGGAUGAGUGACGAAACUUAGAUCGUCGAACUUCCCACGUCAUCACAACGUCACUUCACUGUUUUCAGAAUCAGAACGGAUCGGCUCCAAAUCUGAACAAUGGCAACGACUCGAACAUUCCGCUCUCCGAGAAGGUGGUCAAGCAGCCACUGACGGAACAGUCAGAGUCCGCUCCGGCAGUCAAGAAGCAGAAGCCGCCGCCGAAACCGUCGAAGAAGGUUGCGUGCUCCUCCGGCUCCGCGAUCGCUCUGUUUCUGCUCGCAGUCGCCGCCAUCAUAUUCGCCGCGUUCCUGGGACAUUAUAUCACGAAAAGGGAAUACGAUCUGAUGCAGUUCCAUCAGUCCAACGAAACACUGGUGGCGUGUAAGAACUAGUAAGUGAAGGUUAUCACAAGAGUGACACGGAAACAUAUUGAUACAGUACUCGCCCGCACAAAAAACCGCACCAACCAAUUGUGAACGAAGAGGACGCCGAUGAGAAUGACGUGGUGAAGCAGCCUACGAAGGAAGAGCUGGCACUUCCGAAGAGUGUCCGACCGGUUUGGUACGAUGUGAGUCUGUCGCCGAAAGAAGGAGGCAACGGUACGAUGGGAUUGGCUCUCGUGAAGUUGAACAUCGAAGAGCCGACGAACAAGAUUGUGCUGAAUGCGAAGGGAAUCGAGUUCACCAAGAACUUGGAGAAGAUUCAGAUCGCAAGAGAAGUCGUCAAGAGAGUAAAGGUAAAACAAGUAACACGCUGAGAAAAAAAAACCGAGAAGCAUUCAGAAAUCAACGGAAGAUCUCACGAACAACACGACGUCUGGAGUCUCGGAGGGUUCCGGAUUCGCGCCAGAAGAAGAGGUUACCACGACGACCGAAGCUCCCGCUUCUUCUCUCGAAGAUACGGGAAUCAAAGUCACCGGAAUCGAGUUUGACGAAGACUUGGAGAAGGUCACGUUGACUUUGGACGGAGAAUUGAAGAAAGGAAGCGAUGUAGUUUUGAAAGUGAGUCAUCGGUAAUGAAAAUGCAAAUAACGAUCGUUCUCCAGAUUCCAUUCGUUUCCAAAGUGACGAACAGUAACGGACUGAAAGAGUACAAGUACAAGACGGAGACGGGAGAGGAGAGAAGCAUAUUCACGACGCAGCCGAGCUACGCCUACUUGAGACACGUCUUCCCGAGCUUCGACCAGGAGUCGUUCAAGGCCCCGGCCGCUCUGACUCUGAUGCACUCGAAGGGAUCCGUGGUGGUGGCCAACACUGAAGUGACGACUAAAGAUGAUGGGUAAGAACCUGAAUCGAAGGGGGGAGACAUUGAAGUGCUCGUUUCUAGAGAUGUGCAGACUUCCACUUUGAAGAAGGUUCUCGAUCCAGACUUUGUGAUCGGAGAUCUUGUUGUCAGCGAGGUGAACACAACCAGCGGACUGACGAUCCGAGUUUGGACACGGCCAGAGGUGAAGUUGUCCACGGAAAAGGUUCUGGACUACGCGGAUCAAGCCAUUGACACUCUGGAACACAUCCUCCAGUCCAGACUGGAAUCUAAGAGCUUAGGUAAGAAAGGCACAAUAUCAGAUGAUGUUUAGGAGCUAGCUAAUCUUCAGAUAUUGUGGCCGUUCCUGGAUUCGAGGCCGGCAACCGCGUGAGCAAUUCGUUUAUCGUUCUCCCAGAAGAAGACGUUCUUUACAACGAGAACUCGAAUGAUAUUUCCCAAAAGGCUCGCAUUGCCAGAACCAUCUCCAACCGAAUCGCCGCUCAAUGGUUCGGCGGAAUCACGAAUCCAGAGGAGUACGGUACUUUCUGGCUCAACGAUGCGCUGCCAAAGUACCUUGAAGUGGAGGCCCUUGAGAAGAUACUCGAUGUGAAUGCGGUGAGUUUCCAUUUGACGACUCGAUUUCAGAAGAACCGAGUAGCUUUCAGGAUGAUUUGUGGACUUAUGAGUUGGAGAAGAUUCUCGAAAAAGACGCGACUGCCACGUCCCAGCCGUUGAGAGUGAAGAAUGUCCAUUCGGCGGCUGAUAUCGCAGCGAUCGAUCACGAGUUCAUUGGUAAAAAGGGAGCGGCCGUCCUCCGAAUGAUUGAGAAGUCGGUCGGAAGGGAUGUGUUCAACAAGGCCAUCAGAGUAAUAUCACUUUUCCAUUUCGAUACUCUGAUGACAACAUUUUAUUUCUUUUCAGAGCUUCGUCUCUUCGUACCGUUCCGCGUACCCAUACGAUGACGGACUCUGGAAGUCGUUCGAGAAGGCCAUCGGUGGAAAGUUGAAGGGAUGGAACAACGAACCUCUGGACGUCGGAAAGUUCGUGAACACUUGGGUGGAUCAGAUCGGAUUCCCACUCGUUUCCGUCGACAAACUGGACAGCGAAAACGUGGAAUUGUCUCAAGACCGCUUCAAGAACGAUCACAAAACCAAGGAGCAGUUUAAAUUCCGAAAUGCAAAGUACUGGUUCAACUGGGAAGUUCCGCUCUUCCUCAAGAGCUCCGCCGACGUCGGAAAUGUUUCGUGGCUCCACGAGGCCUUUAGACUUCCGUUGAACACUUCCGAUUCGAUCUACUUGAAUACCGAUGCCAAUGGUGUUUAUCGUGUGAAUUAUGAGGAGAGAAGAUGGAAUGACAUUGCGAAACAGCUGGAGAAGUCGCACGGAAAACUGUCGGACAGAACCCGAGCCCGUCUGAUCUCUGACGUUUUUGCUCUCGCCAACAGUGGAGCCAUCCCAUUCGAGACGGCUCUCAACGUGACUUCGUACCUUCCGUCCGAAACUGCCACCGUCCCUUGGCUAGUCGCUACCAGAAUAUUCAAGAAGUUGACGCAAAGAUUGGAAGGAUCACCUCUUCAGGAUAAACUUAAUGUUGGCUUGAACCUUCUUACUCUUCAACUUUCAACAUUUCAGAACUACAUUUACGAUAAGAUCCACCAAAAGUACGAAGAAGUCACGUCCACGCCCACAGAUCACAACUACCUGAAAAGUGUUCUCCGCAAGAAUUUCCUUGAUUUGAUGGCCGAUGUGAAGCCGGCAAAAUCGAAUGAGAAACUGAAUGAGAUGUUUGUGGAAGAGUUCUUGGCGCCGUGCCAACAUUCUGGAAACUUCAGCAGUGACUGCUCCGCGUAUGUGAUCACAUCUGACCGACAAUAUUUCGUUGAACUUUUUCAUUUGAUUUCAGAGUCGCUGGUGAUCUUCGUGGCCAAGUUUACUGUAACGGAGUGGAGUUUGGAAACGAUACUGUCUUCGAGACGGUCAAGAGAUUGGGAGAUAAAGAAGUGAGUGCAGAUCGCGCAUAGAAAAUUUAAAAGAAAAUGAUUUGCAGGUGGAUGAAGCCGAGAAAGAAGUGCUUCAAAACGCACUGGCCUGCUUCAGAGACCCACGAGUGCUCCGUCGUCUCAUUCUGGAGAAUCUGAACAGCACGAGUGCAGUCACUCAGCUUCUGAAAAAAAUGAACAGCCGUCCGGUCGGAAGAGAAGUCGCGACCAACUGGAUCAUUGACAACUGGUCGACUGUCCUCAAGAAGAAGUUCAAGGACGACCCGGAGAGUCUGAACGCCAUCGCGAACACCGGAAUCGUGUUGGAAAACGAGAGAGAAAAGAGCACGGUGGAGACGUUCCUGGAGCACCAUCACAAGAGCACCAACGCGAUCGAGAGCCUCGAGCAGAAGAUCGAAGCGGCAACCACUGAUAUCUACUGGAGAAAGCAGAGAGUUGGAGAGUUGAGCGAUUAUUUGGACGGGAAGAUGAAGGGACCGGCGAAGGAGGAGGACGGAGAGGACAGCGAGGAAGAGCAGGAAUGA
Molecule: messenger RNA, 4176 nt
Organism: Caenorhabditis sp. 36 PRJEB53466
Lineage: Eukaryota; Metazoa; Nematoda; Chromadorea; Rhabditida; Rhabditidae
Source: the annotation of a GenBank genome assembly